AUGCUCCUUCGCCCACUUCACCCUGGCGACUCGAUUCUUUUCAGAAAUCAGCGGUUUCUUCACUGGACGUCUUCCCAUGAUUCCAGCAGCAUUCAGACGUCGUUUCACGGUCGAGACGGAUGGCGGAGAUGGCGAAUUCAAGAAAACUUCCCGUCUGAUCGCAGGGGCGGUGAGUCUUGGAUUGGUUCUAGACGUCUUCAAAAUGUUCCUAUCGUCAUUACGAUCAGUGACACGUGGUCUUCCAGUGCGUUGGCUGUUAGUAGAGCCAUCUUGAGCUUUCUGACGCUUUAGGAACUGAGAAAUGCCCGCCUCUGUCACGCCGAACAUUCCUGCCAACGUCAUCAUGGUCAGUCCAUUUUGACGACCCACAACGAUGGCUCUUUUGUCGUUAUCAGUCAAAUUCUUAUUUCCAAAGGUUCUUCCCAUGUCUGAAAAACAUGAAAAAAAUCAUAUGGCAACAUUAUUAAUUUUAAAAAAAUUUAAUAAAAAAAUAAAUAAAAAAAUAAAAAGCAUAAAAAAACAAAAAAAUGGAAUUCAAUAAAAAAAUGCCUAAAACGCGUCACAGUCAUUGCGGACAUGUCUUUGUAUACCGUAUAUGUUUCAAAGUAUAUUUUACAUUAUCCCUGAAAGUUAUAUAUAAAUCGGAUGAGUACUCGCUGAGAUAUCCUCAAAAAAACCAAAAAGUUAAUAGACUUUUUGAGCGGUACUGUAACAGUUUUCGAGGUUUUCCGAAGAAGUAGCUGCAUUGAAAUUCUGAAUUUUACUAAAUAAGAUUUUGUUGUGAUUAGCCAUGGAGCGCAAACGUGUUGAAUUAAAGACCCCUUUAGAUUUUUUUCAUCUUUUUGAACAAAAACAUUUCUCUGUAAAGUGGAUAUUUCAUUAUUUAGGAGGUUUUCGUUGAGUUUCCAACAACAAAAAAAUAAAAAUAAGUUCAGCAUAUUUUCGAAAAAAAUAGAAAAAUUUUUCAUAAUUUUCCAGAUGGAAACGCCCCAUCGAGAACAGUUUCUUCCCUGUCCCACGCUUCAGAAUCUUCGACGGCUUCUAGAAACGUCGCCUUUUUCUUGGCCGCAACGACUCUUCAACGUCUCGUCGAUAUUUUUUAUGGUUUUGAUUUUUUUUUAAUCUAGAAAUGGUUUAUUUUUUUUUGGAAAAGAACAAGCAAAAUAAGUGGGUUUGAACAAAAUUUUCAUGAGUGGAAGUGAUGAAUUUAGGAUUUUUGGUUAGUUUUUUACAGGGGUCUCAGCACGAUCAGAGAAGUAGUGUGUGAAAUGUAAAGGUUUAGACGUAAUUUAUUGAGAUUUUACGGUUCCUAGUUGUGAAAUAAGGCAAAAAAUUGAUGAAAAAAACAAGAAAAAUCAUGAUUUUUUUCAUGAGCUUACGCCUUAACUUUUCAAUCUUUUUGAGUUUUUUUGUGGCAUCUUAAUUGUCCAAAAAUUUGAUAGUUUUUUUAGUUUUUCGAACUAUUUCAAAAGAAAAAAAAUGAUGUUUUCAAGGAUAGAAUCAAAGGAUUUGAGUCGACAAAAUACAAAAAAAUUGAAAAAAAUGUGCUUUUUUUAUCAAUUUGAGCCCAAUUUUCAAAGAAAAAAACAUUAUUUUUAGGCCGAAUUUUACGUUUAAAAAUCGAAAAAGAAUGAGUUCCAAACAAGUUUUUGGCAGGUGACAGUCGAGUUUCGGCGGAUUUACUGUCAUCGGAAGUUCCUUCAAGGAGAGUUUCUACACACGCCAAUCUGCAAGAUCAACAGAAUCAGAGUGCUUCGGUUGGUAACAAAAAAAAAAUGAGAUUCUUUUCUGGUAAUGCAAAAAGAGAUUCUUUUCUGGUAAUGCAAAUCAAUCGGUCGUGGGAGGCAUGAUUUUCAGAAAAAAAGAUUAUAUUUUUACGGUUAAAAAAAGUAUAACAGCGAUUUUGAUCAUCAGAAGUUUCGAAAAAAAGUUCUGAAAUUUUGAAAAAUCUAUUAAAAAAAUAAAAAUAUUUAGAACCGCCUUCUGAGGGGCUUAAUGAACUUUUAUAUUGACUUUAAUUUGGUUAAAAAUUGGGGAUACCUAUAAAUUCGGAAAAUAAUUGGUAAGUGGAAAAUCUUAUCUGGUAAUGCAAAGUUAUCGAUCGUUGUAGCUGCUUUUUUCCAAGAAAAUAAUGGAUUUUUCACCUUUGAAAAAAAAAGGUAUUUGAGAAUGAAAACUGAUCAAAAAGAAGUAAUAAACGUGAACUUUUUGUUCAUUUUUCGAAAUUGCCUUUAUUUCUGGAAAAAAGAACAGUUUUUUUUAUUAUUUGAGGAUCUUUAAGGACGAUUUUCAUUCGGUUAAAAGAGGAUAUUCUUCUCGAUAAUAUAGAAAGUUAUAUAUGAGACAAAGAAAGAAAAUGAGCUCAUUAAUCCAAAUUUUCAUUGUGAUACGUGAUAAAUGUCCACAGAACUGCGCAUUUUUUUAUUUUAUAAUGAUCAUUUAAUCAUUUUAAUCAAACAAUCACCAGUUUUAUUGGUUUUGCUACGAAAAAAGAUGAUGAUUUUCGAAAAAGGAACCAAAAAUAGUUGUAAAAAAGUUCUCGAAAAACUAGUUCUAAAAAAAUUUAAUGAAUUAAGCAACAUUUUUUUGGUUUUCCAUUAGUCAUUUUACAUAUUUUUUUCAAUUUUAUUCUGUUUCCUUUUUUUCUAUUAUUUCAAUAAUAAAGCACGAUUUUAAAUAAAAAUCUUGGUUUUCGAUAAAAAUUCAAUAAUUUUAGCGCUCCUACUCGUCAACCCUGACCCAAGAAGACUACAAUGCUAGUGUUGAUGGAAGGAGUUCCGUUGGUUCGGCUGGGAAGACUUUGGAACCGAGAAGAGAUCAAAAAGCGAGAGUUUCUGGUUGGAAAUGGCUGAAUAGAGUUUGAAAAUUGGAUGAUUUUAGAAAGAAGCAACGGAAAAGACGGAUCACACGCUUCAAGGUCGUAUACGGAAACGGGACAGGUUGGAAAUUAUCAGAAAAAUGAAAAUUCUGCUGUUGAAUGAGAAAUAAUUAACCAGGGAAUGGUCUCAGCUCACAGUGGGACUUCUGAAGGAGGCGAUAUUUUCUAGAUGUAGUUUUUAUGCUGAUUCCACAUCCGGUCUCAAAAGCUGCCCAAUACGUCUGUGAAAAAAGUUAGGGGCUCUCAACGUCGAAAAAUUCGAUGUCUCCGAUGGAGCUCAUUUUAAGAGGGUAUAUAGUCCUUGGUCCCCCAGUCACGAAAAACCAUUUGAUUUUUUUCGAAAAGGUUCUGGAGCCCAGAUAUGAUUUUUAAAAGCUCGGCGCGAUGUAAAAGCAUGCGAUCGCGGUGUCCUAUGGCGAUCCGGCUAUCAACGCAACGGCAGCGAAGAGCAGUGGUAAGGGGGCGGACUGCGGAUCACGAGGUCAUAGGUUUGGUGCCCACGCUGUGCAAACUUUUUUUUGCAGUUUUUUCUUUUUUGGAUACUUUCGUGUAAGGGCUCCUUUUUCGAGUUUUGUGAAUCCACAACUUUUUUCACAGACGUAUUGGGUAGCUUUUGAGGUCGGAUUUGGAAUCAGCAUAAAAACUACACCUAGAAAACAUGGUCUCAUUCAGAAGUCCCACUCUGAGCUGAGACCAUUCCCUGCUAAGGUUAAGGUAGAAGAACAGUUUGAAAAGCCCGUUUCCAGAGCCGCAACACCUCGGAAGUGAGCAAUUCCACGAUCAAGUCGGCUGCAACCACGAUCGGGAUCCCGAACGCCGGAGAAAGCGUCAGCACGACCCACGGCAUCGGAUCAACGGCCAGCGCCCCGGUCGUCACCGUCGGAACCCCUGGAGGGACCACUAGCGCCGCCAGCGAGACCAAGUCCCCCAUGAGCUCCGCUUUCGGCGACCAAGGCGCCGCCUGGGUCUCCAGCCAGAGCUCCGCCAACAAAUUCGUCGCCAAUUUCCUUUCUUGUGGGUUUUUGAUGAAGAAAAAAGGGGCGGUUUAGUUGGUUUUAGUACAGUUUUCUUGGUAUUUAUCAAGAAGAAAUGGAAGAAAUUAUGUUCAAUAAAAGAAAAAAAGGCCGAUAAGUAUCGAUUUUCUUAAAAAGUGUGAAAAAAAGAGCUUAAACGGAUUAGAAGUACCUUCUCUAAUAGUGUCUAAUAAUUUGUUAAAAGUGCCUCCUUCAAUAUUCUCUAAUAUGAGCAAUAAUCAGAAAGUAUGAGGUGUUAGGUUUUUAAAAUUAUUUUGCACCUUGUGACAAACUUUGAUCGAGAUUCGUUGAUUUUCUGCCGAGAUAUAGACUUUUGAAGAUUUUAACCGUAAUCCUUUCAGCUACCGUAUCUCGAAAACCACUCGAAUGAUGCUGUUUUUCAAAAAAUCCUAAAAUUUGUGUUUUACAACAAGUUUUAUUCAGAGAAAAAGUUAUCAUAACGCCCUUUUCUUCUUCCAACUCAGCCAAAACCCACACCCGUAAAUAUUUUUCCCUUUUCUGGGGUUUUCAAAAAAGACCUGAAAAAUAUUUUUUCGAUUUUUCCCUAUGUAGGAGUUCGAAAAAGCCUAGGCAAAGGUGUCAUUCCCAAAAAAACGUUUGCGGAUUUUUUUCAGAAAAAUGGUAUAAAAAAAUAGUUAAUGAUACAUUUUUUUAAAAAAAUUUUUUUAAAGGACUGUUUGAAGGCUUUGCCAGGGAAAAAAAUGAUGAAUAAAAGAAAACUUGGCUAUUACAGCCAAUCCCAUCGUUCCUCCAUACGUUGGAGCCUCACGCAGCCGACCCAAAAGCGAACGAAUGUUGGCUCUUUUGGGCGAUUGGCUUUUUGAAAUCGUCAUGACGGUUCCGAGGAAUGAUCAAAGCAAGAGGAAUGGAGACGUCGCUGACGGUUAGUUUUUGGAAGGUUUUUCAGAUGGAGUUUUGAAAAAAUGAGGAAAAGGGUAGAUUAUUGGGGGAACCACUAGAGUUUUUUCGAGUAUUUUGCUUUUUUUUGAACCGAAGUAUUUUCAGAGCUUAUCAACUCUACUUGGUCAAUAUUUUCUUGUAAAUAUGAAGUUUUUCAGUUUGGGUUUUGCUAAAAGUGAAUAGAAAACGAUUUAAAUUGAAUCGAAAUGAAUUGAAAUUCCAAGGGCUAAGCGUUCCUCAAAUGGACUUUUUCUCAUUAAUCGAAAAAAAAACCGGUUCGGUAGGCCUGUUUUCUUUGCAUUUUCCCUGCCUUUUGCCGCCUAAUUUGCCCUCUUUCCCGCUGGAUAUGCAUUAUUUUCUUGAUUUGUUUCCGUUUAUUUCAUGUUUUUAAUUUUUUGCAAUGGUAUUUGACUAGAAAUUUGGGAUUUCGGAAAGAUUUUUCGAUUUUUUUGACUUGGAUUUGACGGUUUCGAGUCUCAUUAUAGAUUUUUCGAAUUGGUUUUCUUGAUUUUUUGAAGUUUUUCAUUUUUUUUUUUGGUCACCUUAGAAUCAAAUUUAGAGUUUUUUUCUUGGUUUUUCGAGUUUUAGAAAAGGUUAAAAUUAGAAGAGGGGUAGAAUUUAAUGCGAAUAUUCUUGACAAUCUUAACUUUUUGUAUGGAAAUUAAGCGAAAAAAAUUGAGAUUUUUUUCUGAUUUUUUUAAAGGCUUUGCCUUGGAUCAGGCAGUUUAGAAACUCAUAUUCUGAUUUUUCCUGAAUUUUUUUCACAAUCUUAUUCUAAAAAAAUCGGAAUCUUCCAUUUUUUUCUCGAUUUUUUUAGGGCUUUGGCUUGGAUCUGACGGUUAAGACUAUCUUUGAAAAAAACUUAUCGAUUUCUCAAGAAAUUCUUUAAAAAAAUUUAGUAGCACAAUUUUUCACCUUGGAACUUGAUUUUUAUGUAUAUCUUUUUGAAUAACCGACUUUUUCUCGAUUUUAAACAUUUCAAAAACAUGAUUCCGAGUGGAAAUUCAAACAGAAAGGGAUCGAAAUGGCGUGAAUAUGUAUGGAAAUCGGAAGUAUUGGCAAAAAGAGUGGAGGAGGGACAACUGGUUUGGUUUUGGUCGAUUUUUCCGUCAGCCGUCCACAACUUCUAUAUUUUUUUUCGGUCACUGUUGUUUCCUUUUUUGGAAAGUUAUGGAUUCUCUCAUCGGCUGAUAAUGUUUUGGUGGGUUUUUUGGAGUUUUGACCUGAAUUUUUGAGAUCUGGAGUUUUUUCUUUGGGUUUGGAGCUUUUUAUGAGAAAUUGGAAGGUUUGGACUGGAUAAAUAAGAAAUUUAUGUUUGGAUAGGGGGUUUUUUCAGCUUCUUUACCACUUCGAUCUGCUUCUUGGCUCAAAAAAGUGUUCCGAUUUUAUUUUUAAAGCCUGGAAAUUGAACAAAUUUUGAAGUAGAAGCUGAUUUUUUGAGUUUUUUCUUUGGGUUUGGAGUUUUUAAUGAGACAUUGAAAGGUUAGGACUGGAUAAAUAAUGGAUUUAUGUUUGGAUAGGGUGUUUUUUUGGCUCCUUUACCAUUCCGAUUUUCUUCUUGACUCAAAAAAGUGUUCGAUUUUGUUUUUAAAGCCUGGAAAUUGAACAAAUUUUGAAGUAGAAGCUGAUUUUUUUGGCUUCUGAUGAUAGGAAAUAUAUUUUUUUCGACUUUUUGAAGGUUCUUUUUAGGGUUCAUGCUGAUCUGUAAAUAAAUAAUUAUUAUUAUUAAAAAUUGAUUUUAUGAUUUUUUUCAAGUCUUAUUAAGGCUCUAGGGAACUUUUUGACGUGAAACGUAUGUAUAUGGAAAAAUAAAAAAAUUGGAUUUUUUUUUAUUACAAUUUACGCUCAAAAAUCGGAUUUGAGCUUGGGAUUUGAAAGCUUUGGACAAAAUUCCGAGUUUAUUUUUUUUAGAAGUCUCAAUAGACUAUUGUAAUGAAGAAUGUUGUAACUAAAUUUUUUUAUUAAUAAAAAAACUUUUUUUCCUCAAUUUUUACAGAGUAGAAUGAGAUCUUGAAGAAAAGGUUUUCAAGCCCGAUUUCCUCCUCCCCCUCAGGAAUGCCAUCCCAAAAGCCACCUCCAUAAUUAAGCGUCCGAAUCCUCAGAAAAGCGCAUUAAAGAAACAGUUCCUCGCAAAUCGUACACGUUAGCGACGUCGGAAAAUGAACAAACGCGACGGUUCCGAACCGAGUUUUUUUCCCCCCUUCCAUCUUUUCCGUCCGCUUCGUCGGCCCUUUGUAGUGGAGAUUUUGCCUCACUGGCCACGCCCAAUUUUUUUCACGCCAGUCUGUCUCUGUGGGUCAACAGACGCACGGGGAUCGAGGAAAGACACACUUUUGGGCCGUUUUUCGCGACAAACACGGAGCGGAGGGAAGACCCAAGGUUAUUGACAGCUCUUUCUCUGGAAAGGAGUCCGACUCGAGGCGUCCCGGGAAAGCUGGACUCCACUCUUUUCUGAGGAUCGAAGGGAGUCGGGAAGUCGUGGAUACUGCCGGUUUUAUUCUUGUUCUGAAUAUUGGAGUCGAGUCGACCUACUUCGACUUGAGGCGACUCCAAAGCUCAGUUCUUUGGAUUGGAGGCGAGCUCAUUCUGGAGGAAAAAUUGUAAAGCCUUGGUCCUUCAGAAGCUCGAACCGUUCUAAUUAUAUUCUCGUUCUGAAUAUUGGCGUCGUCCUACUCUGGAAGCGACUGAUAAGCUCAGUUCUGCGGAUCGGAGUCAGGCUUGUUCCUGAUUCCUUCAGAAGCUCUAACCGCCCUAAUUUAUUCUUGUUCUGAAUAUUAGAGUCGUCCUACUUCGAAAGUUCGACUUGAGCCGGCUGCAAAGCUCCGUCCUGCCGAUUAUUCUUGAGGAAAAAUCGGAAAGCCGUGUUCCUUCAGAAGCUCGAGCCGUCGUUAUUUGGUCUUCUUCUGAAUCGUCUUACUUCCGAAGUUCGACUCGUGGCGUCACGGAAACCUGAGUUCCAAUCUGUUCUAAGGAGUGACUCGAGGAGCCGUGGUCCUUAAGAAAUCCUGAUCUCUACCUUUGCUGCUCUGACUUUUCCGAUCUGUAGCCCUUUUUAAAAGUCUGAUCUGGAUGCUGGAGUGACGCUUCUUCAGUUUCCUGCGCUCAAAAAUUUUCGUAAGCUGGAAAUUUUCGAGACCAGAGCCAAGCCUCUUAUUGAGUGAAGAUCGACACCUACAGCUGCUCUGAAAAUUCUGAUUCUUUGAGAUGCCUUUUAUUCUGACAGAAGCACGACCCCAAAGAUAAGACUCAACCGUCCAUCUGCUGAUUUCUUGGCCAUUUGAAGACGAACUUAUAUCUGGAUCGACUGUGUCGGUCUAUGAAUGGAGUAGCGCUCCACGAGUGGUUCACUUUUUACGGAUUCGAAGCGUUGACGACGUUUCCACUUCAAAAGUCACGUCUUCCGACGAGCUUGAGAACGAUUCCAAAAAACGAACUUACUCGGAGAUCUUGAUCAAAAUCAAGCAGAACUAG
Messenger RNA from Caenorhabditis auriculariae, 8283 nucleotides. NCBI's taxonomy places the organism in Eukaryota, Metazoa, Nematoda, Chromadorea, Rhabditida, Rhabditidae. The record is from the annotation of a GenBank genome assembly.